Molecule: messenger RNA, 4422 nt
Organism: Linum trigynum
Lineage: Eukaryota; Viridiplantae; Streptophyta; Magnoliopsida; Malpighiales; Linaceae
Source: the annotation of a GenBank genome assembly
UUUACUACCCAAACUGGUGUAUUUUGGGUCCAGGGUUUGUUGGAUAAGCGACACAUGGAUCACAUUGGCUUGGUGGACACAUUAAUUAGUGGGGCUUUUUUCAUUAUUAUUAUUAUUUGUCCCUCCAGUUCUCGUUUCCAUACUUCUUUUUCAGAUUUUGCCAGUUAUUGUGUGUGUGAGAGAAAAAGAAGGGUAGUUGAAGACCAUUUUUACCUCCUCUGCGAUUUUGGGGAAAUGCUCCUCCUGUUUUUAACUCCUUUCCUCAGCUGGCAUUUGACCUGGAGCAGUUACUAGUGUGUUCUGUUUCCCACUAUUAAUGAAUCCUGCCCCUAUGACCUAACACUAUCUGGGUUUUGUUCCUUGCCAUGAUUUGGUUUGCAUUUGAGUGUUUUUUUGUUCAUGUGUCCUGAAUGGCAAAAGUAGCUGGUGCAGCGGACCAAAGAGCAAAAUAUAGGCGAUGGCUGUUGCACUUAACUGAGGGGGACGAAGCUGCCCUAUCGAUGACAAUGGCGUUUCUCCGGGCGGUAACCAGACCUGUGAGAUUGCAAGCAGAGGUAAAAUCCAACUUUGCCUUGUUAAGUAGUCAUUGUCAACGGAGAGAAUGCAUGCAGAGGUGAGGAAUAAGGAUUUUUGUUAUGUGCACGUGAUGUAGUAGUACUAGUAGAUUGGUGGAGGCCUCUUUGAGGUACAUAAACCACCCAUUUAAUGAUGGGGUUGGAGGGUUAUGGACUGAAGUGAAGAAGGGGAGUUAUGGGAGGAAUUGGAAGGAGUAAGAAUAAGCUGAAACGGGCAACUAGUUAACCGAGAAACCUCUCUAAAGGGUUCCCCUGGAUUUAGGGUUUCCAUUAUGGUUUGAUGAGAGGAAGAGAGCAGUUGGAACAGAAGAAAGGUGGUUGGAGAUUUUGGGUUUUGGGGAUUGUACGGCCAAGAGGAAAAAGAGGGGUAACUUAACGCCCUUAGCUGGGUAACGUGGAUGUCAUGUGACCUUCACAUGGGUUCGUUUUGGGCGGAUUCUCACCCUAAACCCUAGAACAAAACUGAACCACACGGAACGGAAACCUCCUCGUGUCAAUUGCUGUCUACUAAUGUCUUUAUUACUUGACUUGGGACAUUCGUAGGGAAGACCGAUUGAAUUUUUUGAAGGAUGUGGCCAUGUGGUCCGUACUGCUCCUGGGUACGGCCUUGUCUGUUGCCUCACUUCCAGUUCCAUGUUCCAGUGUUCUUGCUUUUCUUCUUGGUCUUGUUUAUGCUGUUGCUGUUCUCAUUUUUGGCACACGGUAAUGUCAAUGCGUUGGCCUGAAGAAUGGGAAUAUAACUGCUCCGGUGAUGAGUGUUCUUCGUCCGUCGUUCCAAUUUCUGAAGCCAUUGCUCCUUUUCCAGUAUAGUGUGGACUGAGUGCUGGGAAAUUGUAGAGAAAAAGGAUGAACCUCCUACUCUGAGGAGCUUGUUUCUCCAUCCCCUGCUCGAAAUUGAUUCUGGGUUUUCCCUCUUUUGUGUGCUCGUUGCUGCCUUAUGAUAUGGGCGUUCGAAUUAGGUAAGGAAGGUGUUGUCAAUUGUCAUGGUGCUGCACUUGACUGUUCCAGCUAAACUUGUGAAGUUGUUUUAUUGGUUUCUUUUGAAAGUAGAAAUGGAAUCUAUGAUGCAUUAUAUGGAAUCUACAUUUUACGAAAUACGUCAUAAUGGAUUCUGAAAUUCAAUUUUGAAAUGCGAACAUAAUUUCAUGGUCACAGUCAUGUUCAAGCACAUCCGUGUGACACUCCCCAAACAACCAGCGCCCAGCGAGACGAAUAACCAGGCCCAACGAAAGCAUGUGGUCCUUAGGGCCAUAAGCCCAAAUUUCGCUUCAGAUGAAUUGUUUUUGUGGCAGUGAACAGAAAAUAGGGGAAAGAGGUCACCUUUUGUAAUGGCGCGAAUUCCUUCCUCCACUACUCGCCGGCUUAACAGUAUUUUCCACCCAUCCGCCAUGGAUUUUGCCGAUUUGCAGAUUCCCCAUAGCAGAACCUCACAAACACAACAAGCCAAUUCUUCUCACGUAACUAAGAAACCCAAACUUCCCGUCGACUUCACUGGUCAAAACAGAACAGGCAAAGUGACAACUUAUCAAAUCUUAGGAACCGAUUGCCGGCCCCGGUCAAAUUGUUACUAUGACCAGCUCUAAUUCGUCAUCCCAAACGGCAACACCAGCCCUGCAAUUGCUUCACCAGCAUGGACUCCAGCUUAGUCAUCGUCGUCUUACUGACGUUUCUGUUCUCAUCACAAGCUUAUGUAUCGUCGGGAAUGGAGGUUCCUCAGAGAGGGCCCGUGGUCCCCACUACGCCCCUUCUGGCAUUCCUCGAACGAGUUCAAGAAACCGCUUUCCAGGUUCUUGGCGGGGAGAGGGGGUUCGAUUUUAAAUCCUACAUUGAUAUGUCUCUCAAGUUCAAUCUGUCACACACCCAGAAGGUGUUUGAUGAAUUGCCAAGGAGGGCAAAUGGGAGUGUCCCGGUUCAGGAGUUUCGGAGGUUUGUGGCACAGUAUUUUGACGAUGCUGGGAGUGAUCUUCUGGUGCAUGAGCCAGUGGAUUUUGUGGCGGAGCCUGAUGGGUUCUUGCCUAAGGUGAAGAACCAGAAGGUCAGGGCUUGGGCACUGGAAGUUCACUCCUUGUGGAAGAAUCUGAGCAGGAAAGAAUCGGAUGAGGUCCACAAACACCCUGAACUCCACACUCUGCUUCCCCUGCCGGAACCGUCGAUCGUCCCAGGUUCAGGGUACAGGGAGCUUUACUAUUGGGAUUCUUACUGGGUUAUCAGAGGUCUCCUGGCAAGCAAGAUGUAUGAGACUGCCAAAUCAAUCGUCACUAAUCUGUUAUACUUACUGGAUACAUAUGGCCAUGUCCUGAAUGGUGCAAGGGUCUAUUACACUAACAGAAGUCAGCCUCCCCUUCUUAGCUCAAUGGUGUAUGAGAUAUACAAGAGAACACACGACACUGAGUUUGCUGAGAAGGCACUUCCUGCACUGAUCAAGGAGCAUAGGUUUUGGACUUCUGGGGAACAUAAUGUCAAUGUCCAUGAUGCUAAAGCUGGCAAGCAUAGCUUAAGCCGGUAUUAUGCAAUGUGGAACAAACCUCGGCCUGAAUCUGCAAUCUUUGAUAAGGACUCUGCUGCCAAUAUAUCUAAUGCUUCAGAGAAGCAGCAAUUCUAUAGAGAAGUUGCUUCAGCGGCUGAGUCAGGAUGGGAUUUCAGUUCAAGAUGGAUGAGGAAUGCCUCAGACUUCACUACAAUGUCAACAACAUCUAUCUUGCCUGUGGAUCUAAAUGUUUACUUGCUGAAGUUGGAACUUGAUAUCAUAAACUUAGCACAUGCCACGGGAGAAGACACUGUCGCCGAGAUCUUCUCUAAGCUCUCUAGAGCAAGGGAAGAAGCUAUAAGAUGUGUGUUCUGGAAUCCGCAGAAGGGGCAGUGGUUUGAUUAUCGACUUCAUGAUAAUAACGAUGGAUCCAGUCAUUCUCAAGCAUGGAAAGGUUCACAGCAAAACCAGAAUGCAUUCGCCUCCAACUUCAUCCCCUUGUGGAUUGAUCUGUUCCAUUCAGACACCACGCUGGUGGAGCAAGUGAUGCAGAGUCUAGAAACUUCUGGUCUCGUUCGUACUGCAGGCAUAGCCACUUCCUUGGAAAAUUCAGGACAACAAUGGGACUUUCCAAAUGGAUGGGCGCCAUUGCAGCAUAUGAUAGUUGAAGGCCUGGUGAGGUCAGGGUCACACAAGGCCAAGUCAUUAGCGGAAGAGAUAACAGUGAGAUGGAUCAACAGCAACUACGCUGCGUACAACAAGACAGGUAAAAUGCACGAAAAGACGGACGUGGAAACUUGUGGACAAUUCGGUGGUGGUGGCGAAUCUGUUGUUCCUCAAACGGGUUUUGGGUGGUCAAACGGAGUGGUGUUGGCAUUUUUGGAGGAGUUUGGGUGGCCUCAUGACAGGAAGCUGGGCUGCUGAGUGCUGAUUAUGAAAACUCUACCGACCUCAAACGUCAACCUUCAUUUUUCUCUUUGCUUCCUCUUUUGAUGCUUCCGUAAAGAUGAAGCACGUUGUUGUAAACUUGCAAGGAGGCAUGCUUCUGAGCCAGAAGAUGAAGAGUACUUGAGCUCUGAAUAGUUAGGACUUGGGAGUUAUAGAUUUCACUGUUGGUUUACUCGUAGAGGGAAUGAGGGAUACCUCGACGUUGUAGACAGUAACCAAUUAGCGCCAAACAGAGGAUUUGCUUUGUAUAAUAGUGCAACAAGUUUACGAGUUGUUUGAUUAAGGAUGAAUAAUGGGUGGGUUGGGUGAUAUUUGCAUUUAGAUUAAUCUAUUUAUUGGUUAGUGACGAAAAAACUUGGGUUACCAAUUUGUAUAAUUAUGCUUGCGUAAUAGUGGAUGUUAUGGACAACUCAAUAAUCACAUCGUAAAUAC